Molecule: messenger RNA, 31249 nt
Organism: Pelobates cultripes (western spadefoot toad)
Lineage: Eukaryota; Metazoa; Chordata; Amphibia; Anura; Pelobatidae
Source: the annotation of a GenBank genome assembly
GAGCACUGUACCAUAAUAAUCAACCCAGAGACAGGAGGUGAGUCGUUACAUAACAAGCUGUCAUUAUAUACCUUAUUAUACACACUAUCAUUAUAAUACACUGUCACUAUAUACUUUAUUAUACACACUGUCACUAUAAUACACUCACUAUAUACCUUAUUAUACACACUAUCAUUAUAAUACACUGUCACUAUAUACCUUAUUAUACACACUAUCAUUAUAAUACACUGUCACUAUAUUCCUUAUAAUACACUGUCACUAUAAUACAAUGUCACUAUAUACCUUAUUAUACACUGUCACUAUAUACCUUAUUAUACACACUGUCUUUAUAUACCUUUAUAAUACACUGUCAUUAUAUACCUUAUUAUGCACACUGUCUUUAUAUACCUUAUACACACUGUCACUAUAUACCUUAUAAUAUACACUGUCACUAUAUACCUUAUUAUACACACUGUCACUAUAUACCUUAUUAUACACUGUCACUAUAUACCUUAUUAUGCACACUGUCUUUAUAUACCUUAUACACACUGUCACUAUAUAGCUUAUAAUAUACACUGUCACUAUAAUACACUGUCACUAUAUACCUUAUUAUGCACACUGUCAUUAUAUACCUUAUUAUACACACUGUCUUUAUAUACCUUAUACACACUGUCACUAUAUAGCUUAUAAUAUACACUGUCACUAUAUACCUUAUUAUGCACACUGUCAUUAUAUAUCUUAUUAUGCACACUGUCAUUAUAUACCUUAUGUGACAAGACCAAUCUCGCCACAUUUCAUUGGAGAAGCCUGGUUGCUCGCCUGCUGCCUUUGGACUAUGGCCCCCUGUUAAAAACAUAUUUUUUACCUGCAGAAAAGCUUCAUUCGUGCUUUUCUGCCUGGGGUUCGGUAGAUUUGUUUGAAUGUGUUAUACCCCAGAUAGGAAUCCCAUGGAGCCCAUUCGUAUGAACCUGACUGUAAAGACUUUGGCUCCAUGGCGAUUAAACUGUAUUUGUGUGGUCUGAGCGCCAUUCGCUUAAUAAUGUGCGCUCGGACCUGAGCUAUCUGGGGAUAUGUUACAUGUCUGUGUUUUAUGUAAUAAAUGUGACUUUAUGUAUUUAAAGUGUUUUGUGUCUUUUUGCAACCAUGUGCUUAAUGGAGUCUUGUGUCUGUCCUGGGAGAUAAUUGAAUUACUUAUCUCCAGGAUAGAAGACUCAAACUGGUUUGGGCCAGAAAGCCAUGCUUCAUUUAGUCACAAAGGACUUUUUACUAACUUUUGAACCCCUGGUCUGAUUCAGGCCAUUUUUUUAAUAUGUUGUUCGCCUGAAUGGAUUGAUUGUGAAUAUGUAAUUUUAUGUGAAUGUGAUGUAUGGUUUUGGAGUUAUGAAAGUUGGGUAGAAAGUAUGUUUUAACUGUUUGUAUAAUUGAGUUUCCUCUCAGGAUAAGGGGAGGGAAUAUGUGGGAUGUAACUGUGAUAUGAUUGGUUGUUUUAUCCCUCCCUGUGGGUGGUUCUGUAUUUGAAACACUGUAAUAAAAACCAGGCUGGGUGUGCCAGCACCUCAGACCACUGCUUGACCCUCAACACGGAGCCUUGUCUCGUUCUUGGGGGGAUUUACUGUAUGCUGCUAAGGACUGAUUGCCAGGAGUGUAAGCCGCUUGGAAGCUUUUCCUGUUCGCCUGCUAGCAGCUAUUCGUAUGGUUCCUGUUCGUUUAUUUGAAGUGCUACCUUAUUUCCUUGUAUGCCGUUCGGGAGUUUGGAGCAUUCACUUAUUGGCGGUUCGUGAGUUUUGGUGGUUCUACAGUAGCUGUGCCUGACUCUGAAAGGGGGAUUAUCGUCUAAGCGGUUUUUUCCCCUUUUGUGCAAAACGGUCCGUUACAAUUGGUGGUAGCGGUGGGAUAAUUGUAACGGACUGUUUUGCACACAAGGGGUAAAAACCGUUUAGGCGAUCGGCCCCCUUUCCAGAGAUACAGGCACAGCUACUGCAGAACACCAAAACUCACGAACUGGAUACAAAAUAGCACUCCAACUCCGAACUGGAACCUCCCAAAUAGCUGCUAGCAGACGAACAGGAAAAGCAGACGAACAGCUUACACUCCUGGCAAUCAGUCCCUAACAGCAUACAGUGAAUCCCCCCAAGAACGAGACAAGGCUCCGUGUUGAGGGUCAAGCAGUGGUCUGUUUAAUGAGGGCUACCUGCCCAGCUUUUAUGCAGGUCUCCCACCUGGUGGACACUCCCCUAGGGGACCAAAUGGGGGACUGUGACAAGGGACAGACAAGUAUACAAAAAGGACACACAGUCACAGUAUAUUCCCACAAUGCAUCCUGGCUUCCUCCCCUCUGCCCUGGGAGAUAAUUGGGAAGUAGCUCAAUUAUCUCCCAAGACAAAGGCAAAACUCCAUUACACACGUGGGAACACAAAAACAGCAUUAUACUUUAAAAUACAUAGAGUAACAUUUACUACAUUAAACACAGGCAUGUAACACAUCCCCAGAUAGCUCAGGUCUGGGUGCACAUUAUUAGGUGAAUGGCACUCAGACUACACGAAUACAGUUCAAUCGCCAUGGAGCCAAAGUCUUUACAGUCAGUUUCAUACGAAUGGGCUCCAUGGGAUUCCUAUCUAGGGUAUAAGACAUUCACACAAAAAUACCGAACACCGGGUCAUUCGUGUGCUUUCACCGAACAAGAAGGGAGGUCGGCGGCUUCAGCGGUGUUCGCGCAAAACUGUGUUCGAUUUUAGUUCCAUGAAAAUAGAGGCGAACACCGCUGUUCAUUCGUAUGGUUUAAAAUGGCCGCGACCUCGUGUUCGGGAUACGAACGGCGGCCACCCAGCGUUCAUCAAUUAAGCUGCGGUUAACCGCAGCUUCAGGGAGGUUAAUUGCCGGCACACUCCAGCUCCCAGGUGGUCCAGUCAUUCGUACGGUUGUUCGGUAGAUUGAAACUACCGAACAACCGGCAGAAAAGCAUGAGUAUGGCUUUUCUGCAUGGAAAAAUAAAGUCUUUUAAAAGGGGGCCAUAGUCCAAAGGCAGCAGGCGAGCAACCAGGCUUCUCCAAUGCAAUGUGGCGAGAUUGGUCUCGUCACACCUUAUUAUACACACUGUCACUAUAUACCUUAUACACACAGUCACUAUAUACCUUAUAAUAUACACUGUCACUAUAUACCUUAUAAUAUACACUGUCACUAUAUACCUUAUUAUACACACUGUCACUAUAUACCUUAUUAUACACUCACUAUAUACCUUAUUAUACACACUGUCUUUAUAUACCUUUAUAAUACACUGUCAUUAUAUACCUUAUUAUGCACACUGUCUUUAUAUACCUUAUACACACUGUCACUAUAUAGCUUAUAAUAUACACUGUCACUAUAAUACACUGUCACUAUAUACCUUAUUAUGCACACUGUCAUUAUAUAUCUUAUUAUGCACACUGUCAUUAUAUACCUUAUUAUACACACUGUCACUAUGAUACACUGUCACUAUAUACCUUAUUAUGCACACUGUCACUAUAUACCUUAUACACACUGUCACUAUAUUUCUUAUUAUACACACUGUCACUAUAAUACACUGUCACUAUAUACCUUAUUAUGCACACUGUCAUUAUAUAUCUUAUUAUGCACACUGUCAUUAUAUACCUUAUUAUACACACUGUCACUAUGAUACACUGUCACUAUAUACCUUAUUAUGCACACUGUCACUAUAUACCUUAUACACACUGUCACUAUAUUUCUUAUUAUACACACUGUCACUAUAAUACACUGUCACUAUAUACCUUAUUAUGCACACUGUCAUUAUAUAUCUUAUUAUGCACACUGUCAUUAUAUACCUUAUUAUACACACUGUCACUAUAUACCUUAUACACACAGUCACUAUAAUAGACUCACUAUAUACCUUAUUAUACACACUGUCACUAUAUACCUUAUUAUACACACUGUCACUAUAUACCUUAUUAUACACACUGUCAUAUACCUUAUUAUACACACUGUCACUAUAUACCUUAUUAUACACACUCACUAUAUACCUUUUUAUACACAGUCACUAUAAUACACUUACUAUAUACCUUAUUAUACACACUCACUAUAUACCUUAUUAUACACACUGUCACUAUAAUACACUUACUAUAUAUCUUAUUAUACACACUGUCACUGUAUACCUUAUUAUACACACUGUCACUAUAUACCUUAUUAUACACACUGUCAUUAUAUACUUUAUUAUACACGAUGUCACUAUAAUACUGUCACUAUAUACCUUAUUAUACACACUGUCACUAUAAUACACUGUCACUACAUACCUUAUUGUACACAAUGUCACUAUAUACCUUAUUGUACACACUGUCACUAUAUACCUUAUUAUACACACUGUCCCUGUAAUACACUGUCACUAUAUACCUUAUUAUACACACUGCCAAGAUAAAACACUCACUAUAUACCUUAUUAUACACACUGUCACUAUAAUACACUGUCACUAUAUACCUUAUUAUACACAGUCACUAUAAUACACUGUCACUAUAUACCUUAUUAUACACACUGUCACUAUAAUACACUGUCACUAUAUACCUUAUUAUGCACACUGUCAUUAUAUAUCUUAUUAUGCACACUGUCAUUAUAUACCUUAUUAUACACACUGUCACUAUAUACCUUAUACACACAGUCACUACAAUACACUCACUAUAUACCUUAUUAUACACACUGUCACUAUAUACCUUAUUAUACACACUGUCACUAUAUACCUUAUUAUACACACUGUCACUAUAUACCCUACUAUACACACUGUCACUAUAUACCCUACUAUACACACUGUCACUAUAUACCUUAUACACACUGUCACUAUAAUACACUCACUAUAUACCUUAUUAUACACACUGUCACUAUAAUACACUGUCACUAUAUACCUUACUAUACACACUGUCACUAUAUACCUUAUACACACUGUCACUAUAAUACACUCACUAUAUACCUUAUUAUACACACUGUCACUGUAUACCUUAUUAUACACACUGUCACUAUAAUACUCACUAUAUACCUUAUUAUACACACUGUCACUACAUACCUUAUUAUACACACCGUCCCUAUAAUACACUGUCACUAUAUACCUUAUUAUACACACUGUCAUUAUAUACCUUAUUAUACACACUGUCACUAUAAUACAUUGUCACUAUAUAUCUUAUUAUACACACUGUCACUAUAAUACAUUGUCACUAUAUACCUUAUACACACUGUCACUAUAGUACACUGUCACUAUAUACUUUAUUAUACACACUGUCAUUGUAUACCUUAUUAUACACACUGUCACUAUAUACAUUAUUAUACACACUGUCAAUAUAUACCUUAUUAUACACUGUCACUAUAUACCUUAUUAUACACACUGUCACUAUAAUACACUCACUAUAUACCUUAUUAUACACACUGUCACUAUGAUACACUGUCACUAUAUACCUUAUAAUAACCUGUCACUAUAUACCUUAUUAUACACACUGUCACUAUAAUACACUGCCACUAUAUACCUUAUUAUACACACUGUCACUAUAAUACUGUCAAUAUAUACCUUAUUAUACACACUCACUAUAAUACACUAUCACUAUAUACCUUAUUAUACACACUGUCACAAUAUACCUUAUUAUACACACUGUCACAAUAUACCUUACUAUACACACUGUCACUAUAUACCUUACUAUACAUACUGUCAAGAUAAAACACUCACUAUAUACCUUAUUAUACACACAGUCACUAUAAUACACUGUCACUAUAUACCUUAUUAUACACACUGUCAAUAUAUACCUUAUUAUACACACUGUCAAUAUAUACCUUAUACACACUGUCACUAUAAUACACUCACUAUAUACAUUAUUAUACACACUGUCACUAUGAUACACUGUCACUAUAUACCUUAUUAUACACACUGUCACUAUAUACCUUAUUAUACACACUGUCACUAUAAUACACUGUCACUACAUACCUUAUUGUACACACUGUCACUACAUACCUUAUUGUACACACUGUCACUAUAUACCUUAUUAUUCACACUGUCCCUGUAAUACACUGUCAUUAUAUACCUUAUUAUACACAGUGUCACUAUAUACCUUAUUAUACACACUGUCACUAUAAUACACUCGCUAUAUACUUUAUUAUACACACUGUCACUAUAAUACACUCACUAUAUACCUUAUUAUACACACUGUCACUAUGAUACACUGUCACUAUAUACCUUAUAAUACACACUGGCACUAUAUACCUUAUUAUACACACUGUCACUAUAAUACACUCAUUAUAUACCUUAUUAUACACACUGUCACUAUAAUACACUCACUAUAUACCUUGUUAUACACACUGUCACUAUAUACCUUGUUAUACACACUGUCACCAAAUACCCUGUGGCGGAACCAACCUCGCCACUGGAGGAGCCUGGUUGCUCGCCUGCUCCAUUUAGACUAUGGCCCCAUGUUUAACACUGUUCUUUUUUUCCUGCAGAAAGGCUGGUUCGUGCCUUUCUGCGGACUGGUAAAGUCACGAACACCGCUGAGCUGCCUACCUACGUUUUCCUACCUGCAGUCAAUUAUCCGAACAACGGUCCAUUUGCUACUUUACUUUUUUAAACCAUGCUACCCCAGAUAGCUAUGCCAUGGAGCCCAGCCGUAUAAUGAAAGACUUUGGCUCCAUGGUAAUUGAAUUGUAUGUAUGUGAUCUGAGCGCCAUCAGGUAGUAAUGGGCGCUCAGAUCUAAGCUAUCUGGGGAUAGGUAGAAUGUGUAUGUUCUAUGUGAUAAAUGUUACAGUAUGUAAUUUUAUGUCUUUUAUUGUCCUUUGUCUACCAUGUGGUUAAUGGAGUUUUGCCUCUGUCCUUGGAGAUAAUUUGAUUACUUCCCAAUUAUCUCCAGGACAGAGAGGAGGGAUUGUGAUGCAUUGUGGGAUUGUAAGCUUGUGAUUGGUCAAUGUCCAAUAUGUAUCCCAGUUUUCCAUCUGGUUCCCUAGGGGAGUGUCCACCAGGUGGGAGACCUGCAUAAAAGCCGGGCAGGUAGCCCCAGUAAAUCAGUUCUGCUUGAUCCUCAAACGAAGUGUCGUCUCGUUCUUGGGGGGAAUUGGAUUGUAUGCUGCCAGGAGUGUAAACUGUUCGUAUGGUUUUUCCUGUUCAGCUGUUUAACAGCAUUCGUGUGUUUCCUGUUCGUGAGUUGGAGGAUUUGUAUGGUUCCAGUUCGUGAGUUGGAGAAUUUGUGUGUUUGCAGUUCGGGAGAUUGGUGAUUGUAGUAGCUGCCUGUGCAUCUGAAAGGGGAAUAUCGCCUAAACGGAUUUUAACCCCUUGUGUGCUGAAACCUUAUUAUACACACUGUCAUUACAUACCUUGUAAUACACUGUCACUAUAUACCUUCUAAUACACACUGUCACUAUAUACCUUAUAAUACACUGUCAUUAUAUACCUUGUAAUACACACAGUCAUUAUAUACCUUAUAAUAUACCUUCUAAUACACUGUCAUUAUAUACCUUCUAAUACACACACUGUCACUAUAUACCUUAUUAUUAUUAUUAUUAUUAUUAUUUUAUUAUUUAUAUAGCGCCAACAAAUUCCGUAGCGCUGUACAGUGGGUGGACUAACAGACACAUAAUUGAGAUCAGACCACUGGACAUACAGGAACAGAGGGGGUUGAGGGCACUGCUCGAUGAGCUUACAUGCUAGAGAGAAUGGGGUAUAGUGACACAAAGGGUUCAAGUAGGGGAAUUAAAUAGUUUGUUACAGAAGGAUUUAUUGAGUGCUUGGUAGGUCAUUUUUUUUUUUUUAUAUUUCUUUAUUUAUCGUAUUAAAUUUUUUUUAACAUUAUUAACAUUUACAUAUGGGGUAUCCAAUAGACAUACCUCCAACAUAGUAAUACAGCCAUAUACAAAAAUAAUUAUAUAUAGAGAAAAAAAACACCAAAAUUAAACAGACAAACGACAAAAAAAAAAAAAAAACUUAAUAAAGGAUCCAGCGUCAAUUGGUUCCACAUAUAGUACAGUGUUUCCAUCAGAAACCAUCAUAUCGUACACCCGAUAUAUAUUACAGCCAGGAACACUUAUCCACUACCACACCUAAUCAAGAAGUUAACACCAGGAUUUCCAUAGUAUAAUUAUCACAUUGAUAGUAAGAAAAAAAAAAAAUAAAAUUAUAAUACAAAUAAAACAUCCUCUGAGACUCGAUAAGGUGGGGAACCACAACAUGCUAUCAUGGGUUCUGUCGAUUUGUCCAGGGUAACCAUAAUUUGGUCACGUCUCUAGUACCAAAGAAAGGGUUUGUUUCCAUCCUAUGUUGGUAAUCAAUUUGCUCCAUAAUACUAUGCCAUAUUAAAGGAGUAGAAGAAUUCCAAGCCCUAGCUAUACAUAUUUUGAUGGCAAAAAAUAUAUGAGUCAAAAGAUAAUUUUGAUAUUUAUCUUGCGAAGGAAAACCAAUAUUAAAAAGAAAUAGUUGAGGGCUAAUUUCUUUUAUCUCCUUAAAGAUAGAGUUAAUAAGGCCAAACAUUUGAAUUUUUAUACUAUCGAGACCAUGACACUCCCACCAUAUGUGGUAGAUAGUACCCUCCUCAUUUCCACAUCUCCAACAAUACUUAGAAUGGACAGAUGAUAUUUUGUAUAAUCUAGCCGGUACCAUAUACCACCUAUAUAUUAUCUUUAAAUGUGUUUCAUAAAGAGAAACGCUAUGUAUACAACGCUUAACCAGGAGUGUAGCCUUGGACCAUUCCAAAAGUGAAAAGGAUUCCCCAAUAUCUUGUUCCCAUUUAAUAAAGGAAGUGGCAUGAGAGUCUUGUUCCAUUGAUUCUAGCACCUUAAUAAAUCUAGAAAUCCCUCCCUUCUUUUUAUAUAAUACAAUAAGGGGAUUAACAAUGUGGUCCUUAAGUAUGGUCCGGGAUUGUAUAAAAUUCUUAAUCCUUAGAUAUUGGAAAAGAUCUCUAGGGGAAAGAUUGAACUUUUCAUGCAAUUGUAUAAAUGGGAUGGGUUUAAAUCCAUCCCAUAAGUCACAGAUCUUCGUUAGGCCUAAAUGUAUCCAAGAUUGAACAUUAAUGUUAUCCAUUAUAUAUUGUAGGACCACUAAUGGAACUCUAUAUAAUAAUUUAUCUUCUAGCUUCAAUUUCUUACUUAGAAUUUUAGAAGUAUUGAUCAUAUCUAUCAAUAUUCGGUUGGAAAAAUUCUUAGUAUCCAAUUCACCCAAAUUUAGCAAACCCAUCCAAAAGAGAACAACCAGUUCAUAUCUAGGGCUAUCCUCCUGUUCUAGAGUAAGCCAUGAUAUAGAUCCCCGCUCCUUAUCCAACCACUGUAAAAGAUGAGUCGCCAUACAUGCUUCAUGGAUUUUAUCAACAUCUGGAAAUGCUAUACCGCCCUUCUGGUAGCUCCUUCGAAGGGUAUCGAAAGCUAUCCUAGGUGGUUUAUUAGCCCAAAUACAUUUAGAAAUCAAAAUUUGAAAGCGUUUAAGAAUACCUUUCCCCAAUCUAUAGGGAAUCGCCCUAAAAUAAUAUAUAAUUUUGGGUAACAAAAAUGCCUUGAUCAUAUUUAAUCUUCCUAUCCAUGAGGACUCAAUCUUCCUCCAAUUGUCUACCAGUUGUUGCAGAUCUCUUAAUAAUGUAUCAUAAUUUGAUUGUAUCAUCUUCUCUAUAUCAAAAGAUAUUUUGAUCCCCAAAUAACCGAUAUUUUCCUUUGCCCAUGAGAAUUGAAAAUGUGCUGUCAGGAAAUCUUUCUGAGCCUCCGAUAGAAAAGAGGCUAAAAAUUGAGUUUUUUUCAUAUUGAUCUUAUAAUUCGAAAAGCUACUAUAAUUUGAUAUAACGUCCAGUACUGACGGAAUUGAAACCAUCGGAUCCGUCAAAGUAAGGAGGACAUUGUCUGCAAAUAGGGAGACCUUGUUUUCCCCAUUAAGGGACUUAACCCCCUUUACGUUGAUAUCCUGUCUGAUCAUAGUGGCCAAAGGUUCAAUUGUAAGAAUAUAUAACAGGGGAGCCAAAGGGCAACCCUGUCUAGUACCAUUUUUGACCUCAAAAUGAUCAGACUCAGCAAGAGGGUUAAUUAUUUUAGCUGUAGAGCUCCUAUAUAACAACAUGGUAUUGUGUCUAAAUUGACCCUCUAGGCCAAAUUGGCCCAUGACAGAGUCCAGGAAUCUCCAAUUGACUCUGUCAAAGGCCUUCUCAGCAUCAAGAGCCAUAAUGACAGACCCCCAUUUCUGCUCCUUUAUUCUAUGUAUUAAAUUAAAUAUCCUACGUGUAUUAUCUGUAGUACCUCUCCUUCGCACAAAUCCAGACUGAUCAAUAUCGAUCAGAUCUCCUAUUACCUCUUUAAAUCUGUUAGAUAAUAUUUGGGAGAAUAUCUUUAUAUCCAAGUUAAUGAGAGAUAUGGGUCUGUAGUUAGUAAUAAGUGUUGGGUCUUUCCCUACUUUGGGUAUAGGAAUGAUUGAGGCCAAUAACAUCUCAUUGGGGAAAGGAUUAUCCGCAGACGCCUUCAUAAACAUCUCUAAUAGGAUAGGAGAAAUGAGUCUAGAAAAAGUUCUAUAAAACAUUGUUGAGAAGCCAUCUGGGCCUGGGGCCUUAUUCGGUUUUAACUUAUCUAUUACUUCUGUUACUUCUGAUAGUGAGAAUGGAGCAUUCAACAUUUCCAACUUACUUUGUUUAAUUUGUGGUAAUUUGAGGUUACUCAAAAAUGUAUCCAUUUCUUCUCUACUCCUUCCUACCUCCUUUAGAUUAUAUAGAGAUUUAUAGAAUUCCGCAAAUGCAUUUACAAUUUCAUUUGGUGACACUAGAUGUUUAUCACCUAAGACAAUUUUUUUUAUGAAUUUAUCUUUAAGAUUAUUCUUAAUUUUAUUAGAGAGGUCUUUAGUUAUUUUGUUAUUAUUAUGAUACCAUCUUUGUUUAAGAAAGAGUAUAUUUAUAUUAACCGUAUCAUAAAUUCUUUCUUUGAUAGAUUCCCUCAAUUUAGUUAUUUCCUCAAUCAGAUCUUUAUUCACCAUGUUUUUAUUUAAACGUUCCUUGUUUGCCAAUUUUAUUCUUAACUCUUGUAGAGAUUCUCCCUUCCUCCUUUUAGAUUCUGAGCCAAGUUUAAUCAAUAGUCCCCUUGCAAAACUUUUAAGGGUACACCAUACUGUUGCCGUGGAAACUUCCCCAUUAUCAUUUGUAUUCAAGAAAUUUUCAAUUUCAGAUGACAAAAAGUCAAUAUUGCACUCUGAUUUCAAAAGGCUUUCAUUAAGUCUCCACCUUGUCCUUGGUCUAAGACCACCUUUUAACUUAACCUUAAUGAAUACUGGAGCAUGAUCUGAUACAACUAUAGAUCCGAUAUUGGAAUUAGUAAUAGAACUCAAAAACCCCGCUUUCACCAAAAACAUGUCUAUUCGAGAAUAGGUCUGGUGGACAUGUGAAAAAAAGGUGUAGUCUCUCUCACUAGGAUUCAAAGUCCUCCAACAAUCAAAUAGAGAGUUCCUGUCUAAAAAUUUUGAAAAAUCCGAGGCAUAGGUAUUUACAAAUUUGUAUUCUCCAGCGUUUUUAUGGCUUUUAUCCCGUACUGGAUCUAAUACACAAUUAAAGUCUCCCCCAAUUAUGAUGUUACCACAUGCUAAUUCAUCAAAUGCAAAGUUAUGCACUUCGGCGUAAAGAAUACACAAGCAACGUAUACCCUUAAUGGAAGCGAAUUAGGGAUAACAACACAUGAAAAGGACUUGGGAAUUGUUAUAGACAACAAACUAUGCAACAAUGUGCAAUGUCAAUCAGCAGUGGCCAAGGCCAGUAAGGUAUUGUCAUGCAUGAAAAAGGGCAUUCAUUCUCGGGACAAGAAUAUAAUUUUGCCUCUUUAUAAAUCACUGGUAAGACCCCAUAUUGAAUAUGCUGUGCAAUUUUGGGCACCUGUUCUAAAGAAGGAUAUUAUGGCACUAGAAAAAGUGCAGAGGCGGGCUACAAAAUUAAUAAAAGGAAUGGAACAUAUCGGCUAUGAAGAAAGGUUAACAAAUUUAAACCUAUUUAGUUUAGAAAAACGUCGCCUGAGAGGGAUAUGAUAACAUUAUACAAAUAUAUUCGGGGCCAAUACAAACCAUUGUGUGGAAAUCUAUUCACAAACCGGACUUUACAUAGGACACGAGGCCAUGCGUUUAGACUGGAAGAAAUAAGAUUUCGUCUAAGGCAAAGGAAAGGUUUUUUUACUGUAAGAACAAUCAGGAUGUGGAAUUCUCUGCCUGAAGAAGUGGUUUUAUCAGAGUCCAUACAGAUGUUCAAACGGCUACUAGAUGCAUACUUGCAAGAACAGAAUAUUCAAGGAUAUAAUCUUUCAAUGUAGGGUAAUAACUGCUUGAUCCAAGGAUAAAUCUGACUGCCAUUCUGGGGUCAAGAAGGAAUUUUUUUCCUAGCUUGUUGCAAAAUUGUGCUUCAAACUGGGUUUUUUUGCCUUCUUUUGGAUCAACAGCAAAAAAUCAAAUGUGAGGAAGGCUGAACUUGAUGGACGCAAGUCUCUUUUCAGCUAUGUAACUAUGUAACUAUGUAACCCUUUCCAUAAUUUUAUCAAAAAAAUCCCCUGAGCACGAAUUUGGUGCAUAAACAUUGACCAAAGUAUAGAUAAUACCAUUAAUUUUUGCAACAAGUAUCACAUAUCUUCCCAUUGGAUCCCCAGUUAGAUAUAUCUUUUCAAAAUUAAUUCUACUAGAAAUUAUAAUAGCAGUACCUCUUUUUUUUUUUUACUCCCCUCCAUAUUGGAGGAAAAUAUCAAAUGGAAUUUCUUAAACUUCCAGAGUCUCUCUGGAGAAUUAAUCCAAUGUGUCUCCUGAAUAAAAGCGAUGUCGAUAUCAUUAUCUUUUAGAAUUUUAUAGACCGCUCCCCUUUUCUGUGGUGAGUUUAAACCCUGGACAUUCCAUGAUAUCAAAUUAAGUGCCAUCAUAACACCUAUUGUCAUGGUUACACCCCGAAUCGAGUCUCAGAAAGAAGAAAAAAAAUAAAAAACAAAAACAUACAAAAAAAAUAAAAAUAUUUACAUUAUAAGAUACAUAGAACAUGAAAAAUAAUUCAAGAGGGGAAACAAACCCCCUCUUGAAAAUCCAGUGGGGAAACACACACGUGUAUAUAUAUAUAUAUACGUACACACACAUGUAUAUGGAACCCCCUGAACAAGACCUGCCUAUAGUUGCAGGAAGUAGACCCCGGCGAGAGGAGGAAGGACUCACAACUCUUCAACUCUUGGUAGGUCAUUUUUGACAGUUGCAGGAAAGGAGUCAUGGGGUGGGGGAUGAGAAACCUGCUGACCGUUUAAUUGAUAUGCUUUAAUGAAGAAGUGAGUUUUCAAAGAUUUCUUUAAAGGAGUGGAGGCUGGGUGAAAGUCUGAUUGAGGAGGGAAGGGAGUUCCACAGAAUAGGUGCAGCCCUGGAGAAGUCUUGAAGGCGAGCAUCAGAGGUGGGGAUCCGGGCAGAGGAUAGGCGUAGGUCUGGGGCUGAGCGCAGGGGUCUCGACAGGACAUACUUGUGUAUGAGGGAGGAUAGGUAUGUUGGAGCAGCAUUAUGUAGGGAUUUGUAAGCAAGAGCCAGAAUUUUGAAUUGGGCCCUAUAUCUAACUGGAAGCCAAUGCAGGGACUGACAGAGCGUGGAGGCGUGGGAGGUGCGACCGGACAGGAAAAUAAGCCUCGCAGCCGCAUUCAUUAUAGAUUGCAGCGAUGCAAGCUGGGAACAUGUAAGACUGGUGAGAGGGGGAUUGCAGUAGUCAAGGCGAGAGAGAACAACAGCAUGAACCAGUACCUUAGCCGCGUCCGGCGUUGGAUAUGGGCGGAUGCGCGCUAUAUUCUUGAGUUGGAAGGAUUUGGCUAUCGAUUGGACAUGGGGAGUCAAAGAGAGAUCAGAAUCAAAAAGAACCCCUAGGCAGCGAGCCUGGGAGGUAGAGGUGAUGGUAGCGCCGUUGACUUGGAUGGAGACAGACACAGGAGUAGCAGCACUUGUGGGAGGAAAAACUAGAAGUUCUGUUUUGGACAGGUUGAGUUUAAGGAAGUGAGUAGGCAUCCAGUUGGAAAUAGUAGAGAGGCAGUCAGAAACACGAGUCAAGGUGGGUGGAGAGAGAUCAGGGGAGGACGGGUAGAUUUGCGUGUCAUCUGCAUAUAAAUGAUAAUGGAAGCCAAAGGAGUUGAUGAGUUUACCAAGGGAGGCAGUAUAGAUAGAGAACAGUAGGGGGCCGAGGACUGAACCUUGGGGGACGCCGACAGAGAGGGGUUGGGGAGAAGAGGCAGAGCCAGAGAAAGAAACAAUGAAAGAGCGCUGGGAGAGGUAGGAGGAGCACCAGGAGAGAGCAGUAUCCCGUAGACCAAAGUUACGGAGAAUUUGAAGAAACUGUUGAUGAUCAACAGUGUCAAAGGCGGCAGAAAGAUCAGGGAGGAUUAGGAUAGAGUAUUGGCCGCGAGAUUUAGCAGCAAUUAAAUCGUUGGAUACUUAGGUCACAUCAGUUUCGACAGAGUGACCAGCGCGGAAUCCAGACUGAAGGGGGUCAAGCAGAGAGUUGGAUUCGAGAAAGUCUGUCAAUCUGGCGUACACAACUCUCUUGAGGAUCUUGGAGGCAAAUGGCAGUAGCGAGAUAGGGCGGUAGUUGGAUGGGGAGUUGGGAUCAAGGUUGGGCUUUUUCAGAAUUGGGGUUACGGUUGCAUGUUUGAAGGGUGAGGGAAAUGUGCCAGAGGAAAGGGAGAGAUUGAAAAUGUGAGGAAGAGCAAGAGAGGGAGACAAAGUGCGGAUGAGUUGCGAUGGAAUAGGAUCGAGGGAGCAGGUGGUAGGGCGGGAGGACAGGAGCAGAGCAGAAACCUCUUGUGCUGUAGCAGGUCCAAAUGAGCAUAGGAUGGCAGGGGGAGUGUGGUUGGGUGAUGUGUUGAUAGGGGUAGGAGAGAGAUUAGAGAUCUCUUUCCUGAUUGUAUAGAUCUUCUCAGUGAAAUGAGAUGCAAAGUUUGUGGCGGACAAGGAGGUGGAAGGAGAGGGAGUCAGGUGGUGGAAGUGUGAAACAGGUGUUUGGGUUGAUGGGACAGUGUGCUUAUGAGUGUGUUGAAGUAGUUUACUUUUGCAGAGGAAAGAGCCAUGCUGUAGGAGCACAGCAUAAAUUUAUAGUGGACAAAGUCAGAUGCAAAGUGAGACUUUCUCCAGCAGCGUUCAGCAGUUCUGGAACAUUUUUGGAGGUAACGGGUCAGCUGGGUGCGCCAGGGUUGUAUUUGGGGCGCGCUUGCUGCGUUUAACUGUAGGAGGUGCCAUGAUGUCAAGUUGAGAGGAGAGAGUGGAGUUGUAGAGUGAGCUUGCAGAGUUAGGGCAGUUGAGAUUUGAGAUGGGUAAAAGGAGUGUUUGGAGUUUGGUGGAGAAGUGCUGGAGAUCGAGGGAGUUGAGGUUUCUGCGAGGUUGGAGAGUUGAUGGUGGUGAAAUUUUGGUAUGGGGUAUGCAGAUGUUAAAUGUUAGCAGAUGGUGGUAAGACAAAGGAAAUGGAACAGUGGCGAGAUCAGAGGUGGUAAAGAGAUCUCGCCACUGACCUUAUAACAUACACUGUCACUAUAUACCUUGUAAUAUACACUGUCACUUUAUACCUUCUAAUAUACACCGUGUCCCUAUAUACUUUCUGAGAUUGUCAGUGUUAAUGAUAUUAGCCAAAAAGGUCAAAUGGGUUGGGGUCAGUCACCACGAGACCUGCAUAGUGCUGGAAAAAUGAGUAAAAUACGUUUUAGAGGCAAAGGGCGCGGGCAUCUAAACUAUGUUUUUACAGCUGGAGCGUCAGGAAUUCACAUCGUGCCUGUGACGGUAGUAAUCUGUAUCACCGUCAAGCAUUCCCUUCUUCUCAUAAAAGAAAAUCACCAAGUAAUCCACAGGAAGUCCUUUAUGACCGACCGCAAGCACAUUUUCCUUCCCAAAACAGUUCCAUAGAUUUGGGCUGUGCGGUCGGUCGAUUUCACCCAGAAAAAUGUCUAAGUCCCAUUCGAACAGUGUGUUCGAAUUGUCGAACGCACUUCGAUUUCAGCCGAAGUGUCGAAGUUCCUGAGAAGGUAAGAGUCAGCGGUGUUCGUGCAAAUGUGUAGCAGAUUUUUAGUUCCGUAGAUUCAGUGGCACGCACCGCUGACCGCGUUCGACUAAAUUAAAAUGGCCGCCGCCACGUGUUCGAUAUUCGAAUGGCGGCCACUUCGACUUUGACGACUUCGACUGCAUUCGAAGUACCAAUUUAAAAAUGUAAAUCCUUUUUCUGGGAGUUAAACGAACCAUCCAAAAUUAGUUCAACAGCAGGGAGAGGAUAUAACCAAAGAAACACAGGUGAGUAUAGGAGAAUCCUUUACAGUUCCCCUUUACAGUAAGACUAUGCCUUGUCAUUCCUGCCCCAUAGCUUCAUUAAGCUGUUGUGUGGAAGUGGCUGUUUGUUAACAAAUAAUGUCAAACACGCUUUUGUACAUUUAGUACCCGUAGUAAUUUACUAAUUUGAUACAAAUUUGUUCUAUUAUGUAUAUAUUUUGCAGCGCGCUGAUAGUCCCAUUUUUGUAUCUUUUAGUGUUAUUUUAACAUGCUGUUGUUGUGUUUAAGUGAUCUUAAUUUUCAUAUUUGUAUUCAGUACUUCUCAGCAAAACACAAUUUAAUUUUCUAGAUUGAUUUUUGGGGGUCAAAGAGUAUGUAAGGAAAAUUAGACAGAAUAUUUAAUGUGUUGACUUUUUUCACAUGGCUUUGAUUUUUAUGAUAAUUUUUUGAAAAUGUUAUCUUCCCUAUUAUAAGGACUGUAAUUGCUGUUCAAUGUGCUGUAUGUAAUUGCUCUUAUAUUGCAGCUGGCAGUUUCCACUUUAUACAGUGAUUAUUUCACUAACACAGUUAUUCACUAAACUGUGUAUUGUCAGAGUAUUAUUUUACUUAUGCAUAACUUUUUAAGUAAUGAUCAUUUUGAAGAAAGACAAAAAACAGACUGCUCAGGGGGACUUUUAGCACAACAUAAUUUAAAAAUAUAAAGAAAUGGCAGAGACUCUUUAACAGAAAACACAAUUUUACAAAGCAAUUCACCUGUAUACUCCUAGUCAUACCGUUAUGCAUGGUGUUAUUUAAAGAACGCUGGGUUGCAGAGUUUCACAUGUGGUGGAAGAUUUCUGUUGAUCACUUCCUGAUUUAUUAAUACCAAAGACCAAGACUGGAGCCAUAGGUAAAACCUUGUUUUUAAGUAUAGAAGCAUUCUGAUAUUAUCAUCAGUCCAGUGAAUGUUUCUGUAUAGAACAGUUUGCUUCAAUGUAUCUUUACAGAUAGAUUGAGAAAGUAACCCACCCCUGUGUAGCGGAGUAGUAGUAUUACCCACGGUAUCUCCGCUUUUAGACAGAAUCAAGCAGGUACAAAACAGGUAAAAUCCAGGUAGCGUAGUUACAAUCCCUUCCUCCCAAGAACUAGAUGACACAUAGCUUGGAGGUCAACUGAGGUUUUUAAUUACAUGCACAGUAUUUAUGGGAUUCCCCAUGCAAGGGUUUUCCCUACUGACAUUCCAGGGGUGGCACAGUAGGGGACUACAUGGGGAACUGAACAAUACAUACAUUUCUCCCACCAUGCACUGCUGCACGAGAGGGAUACUCCCACUAGAAUAUAUAGCUAAGUGGAUUAUCGCUCCGUGCAGCAGAACUUACAUUUCACAUUAAAAUAAAUAAUUCCCAUAAUAUUCCCUUCAUUUAAACAAAUGGACGUUCGAUAGAUAGCUGGGGUCUGAGUUCGCACAGUUCGUGAGAAUACCGCUCAGAUCCCAGCCUAACUAACCGAACGCCGCACGAAACACACAUUAAAUUCAAGUUAUAUUCAAAGUACGGGUUGGCAUCAGGGGAACAAACUACCGAACGGCCUGGAAGUCCAGCGGUGUCCGCGCCGUCGAGUAGCCGAUUUUAGUUCCAGGCGCUCGACGACCAAACACCGCUGGCCUAACAAAGGAACCAAGAUGGCCGACCGCCACGUGGUCGGUAGCCGAACGACGGCCACCUAGGGAAGCCUUUAACUACCGAUUGCAACAAUGUUGCAAUCGGUUAAUGGGCGUCACACGACCUCCUGUGUGUGGUCGUCCAUUCGGUAGCUUAUUCGUUUCACGAACAGUGUUGAAACUCACUGUUCGUGAAACUCCAGUAUGAAUGCUGGGGUUUUCAUGCCACCAGCAUACAAAUGCCCUUAUUCGCCUGAAAUGCAAAUACAAACAUACACUUGCUCUCACAGCUUUAUAAGGACUAUAAAUAGGUGCAUAUAUUGAUAGUCUUAAGUGGCUUGUUUUGCCACACCCUGCACCACCUUUCUGCCUUCUGUUGGGGAGCAGUGAGAAUGGUGCAUGGAGAAGGUGUUUGAUAUAUUUGAUACAGAUAUAUAACCGACAUGCUGAAUGAAGGCCAGUGGAGACCAGGAAGAUGAUCUAGGUGUAUUUGAAGCAAAUAAUUACCAGAUUUUACUAUUAACAUGACGUAAAGUCAUGAUUUUAGUAAUGACACGAAGGCAAGUAUUAUGCUCUCUUUAUUUUCCCUCAGCAGCAAAUAAAAAUUUGAGAGAAAAUCAUAAGUAAAAAAAUAACAUAGCUUAGCAACACUGCAACCAAUCAGGAUCCAGUACAGUCCAUAAAGGUGUGGUACUCCUUGACUCCUCCUCUUUCUUGCGUAGUCACCCGAAGCCCAAUAACGCUGGAACCAAACAAAAUGAACAGAACAGGAACCCAUAAAACGAAAACACCUUUAUCUCGAAGUUAAAUUCAGCCAGAUAUAAUCCAACAAAACCGGUGAAUAAGAGAAAUAUGGUGAUAUCAAAAGUUUGUGACAUAUUCAACAAUGAGCUAUCUAUCUAUAGGUAUGACAAUAAAAUACAGGCAGUAAAUCUACCAUAGAGCGUAAAAUCCCAGUUACUUACCACUUACCUGUGCAAGAGACAAUAUUCUUGUUCUGACCAGAAACUACGGCUGGUAUGACCAAUUACAAGGGAAUAUCCGUAAAUUCACAGAGGGAAGGGUGGGUGGGAAUAAUACUCACCUCCAUGUAAUUAAUAAAAUCAUGACUUUCCGUCAUUUUAAUCAUAAAAUCUGGUAAUUUUAUUUAAGACACGAAGGCUCCUAUUAUGCUAUUUCAAAGCUGAGCAACAACUAAAGAAUCAAAAUGGUACCAGAAACAGGUUGCUCACGAAACUCGCUGUGUCACAAGGUAUUUGCUGAAUGGUGUUUUUUGAAGCCAACUCUGCAAUUUCUUGUGAAAUCAAGGUUUGAUGGUCGGCAGGAAUGAUUAUCUCCCAAGGAUGGAGCACCUGUACGGGAUGAGAGACUAACUCCAACCGAUACCCUUUAAUUGUUUGCAAAACCCACACAUCUGAGGUUAUAACAUUCCAUGCCUGGUAAAACAGUGCCAGUCUUACAUGGAAAAGUGGGAAUAAGCAGUACUCACCACAAGGUCGUCUGCCGGAGACUGACCGCCGUGGUCCACAAUACUCACCUCAGUGUCUUUGAAUAAAAUAUAUAUUUUUUUCUCUCUUCUUCUCUCCCUCGCUCACUUUCAUCUCUCUCAUUCUUCAAAGUGAAACUGUCACUUCUCUCAUUUUGGGUUUCCAAAUCAUUUUAUAUGUUUUGAAAUGCCAUGCUGUCCUGGCACAGCCAGAUUAUAUAACUGAGAAUUCUGUAUCCUCUACAACAGCCAUGUCAGACUCGCGGCCCACAACUAAUAUUUAUGCGGACCGCAGGCCGUGGCGAGGGAGCACCAAGUGUAAACUCUCCCAGUUCAGCUCGCCGCAGUGAUGCCGGGAGCCGUAAUAUGACGUCACUCCGGCAUCACUGCGGCACGCGAAUGAGCUGAGCAGGGAGAGCUUACACUAAGCGCUCCUUCACUGCCUGUCCACUCCUAUGCCUGCCCAGCAACCCCACUAGACCCCAGGUAAGAAACCAACCCAGUCUGUGUGUAUGGCUGUGUCUGUGUUUAUAGGUGUAUGGCUGUCUGAGUGCGUGUCUGUCAGUGUGUGUCUGUGAGGGAGCCUGUAAGUGUAUGUUUGUGUCGGAGUGAUUCUGUUGUCUGUCAGUGAGUGUGUGUGAGGGUUUCAAGGUGUAACAGGAGGAUCCGCUUUUUUAAGGUGCGGAUGGGGCCAUUGGGGGUAUGCCAGAGGCUGGAAUCCGGACACUGCUUGUUGGCUGUGUUUUUUGUUGUUGUUGUGUUUUUUUUUUUUUUAAACAGGACAGAGGGUUUAGUAUAUGGGGGGAUUGGGGGUGGGGCGGGGACUGGGAUAUAGUAGACGAGGCGGGGGGGGGAUUUAAACUUUGUAGUUUGAUAUGCUUGCUCUACAAUGCCAGGGGUUUACUAAGUUCAUACAGGUGUGUAUGGCACAAUGGGAGGCAUGUCCCAAUACACGCUCUUGUACAGCUUUGCAAAGUAGAUGCAGUAAAAGGUAAGUGUAUUUUCUACUUACCUCCACUGUACGCCUCACUCUGUGAGUGCUCAGUGUGAUUUAUUGGGGAUGAAGGAUGGGGAAACUGUCACUCUUCGGGAAUUGACUGUUCUUUUUAAGGCUGUGAACUGUGAUAUAUUGAUGACCAAAUAAAAAAAACGGAUAAAACAAGAUGGAAUGAAUUGCACAAAUUUUACAAGGACUAAAUUUUUCCAUUUCAGCCAUCAGUUCACAUACAAUUUACAGCUUUGUCAGUAAUCUUUUGGAUCACCGAUAACUGUGCAUUACAGAGGAUUAGCCCUUGAAGGAAACCUAUAGUCCUGAAAAUAACAAUCGUUAUUAGUGAUAUCCCGAACUGUUUGCGAACGGUUCGCCACGAAUGGUUCGCCGUCGACUCCAGUCAGCAGACACAUUCCAGCCAAUCAGCAGCAGACCCUCCCACCUCCUGGACAGCAUCCAUUUUGAAGCUGCAUUCUUAGUGAGCUGUCCAGGAGGUGGGAAGGUCUGGGAGGGAGGGUCUGCUGCUGAUUGGCUGGAAUGUGUCUGCUGACUGGAGUCCGUGGCGAACCGUUCGGCGAACAGUUCGGGACAUCACUAAUCGUUAUACAUCCCUCCUGCCCACUCCCCUGUGCAGCUAAAAAUAGAACUUUAAAAGACAUUACUCACCUCCUUUUCAGCGCCGAGACUCCUCUGCUGCAGCCUCCAGCCCUGCCUGCUGUCCGCAUCUAAGGUGACAUCACCGGUGAUAGCCUCCAAUCCAUUGCUUCUCAUAGUGAUUGGAGAUGCACAUGUACAGCCAAAUGCCGCACUCCUCAAAUCAAAUGCUGCUCUCAGCAGCAUUUAAUUCCAAGACUGUUUUACUUUGUCUGGAGGACAAAGUACUUCUAAUGGCUCAGGAAGACAACCAGUAGAUGUGGAUUCAACCCUGCAAGACAGGACCACUGUGCCCAGACCACUUCAUUGAGACCAAGUGAUCUGGGUGACUAUAUAGUGUUCCUUUAAAGGGUUACUCCAACCCUUUUUAUCACUAAUCUUCUUUUUUUUUUUUUUUUAAAUCUAUAGUGCCCUUUUUUGAUUUACAGUACAUUACUAAUAGUUACCCCUUCCCUGUUAAACCUGUAUCAAAGUGCCAGGCGCUGAUCUCUACAUCCCAUCAGACGUCAUCCCUGUAGGGAUGUAGGGUGAGAGGGAAUUUUAAACUUUAAAAAACUGCUAUAUAUUUACUGCAGGGUGGCUGAGCGACCACACAGAGGGAAAGAAGGGAGUGCCUGCGAGAGAGAAGAUUGUUACUCCUGUUGUGUGCAGUGCUCGCUGAUGACAGAAGUGAAAUAUACACAGUUGACAUUUGGCAGUCUUUUUAACAGAGUUCAAAGUCACAUGUGCAGAGGGUGUAACUAGCCCCCGGCACAAACAUGCAAAUAUCCUCAGUGUUUCAAUCACCAGCAAUUAUACUACCUGUAAUGUGUCUUUAAACCACAAUAAAUGUAAUGAAGUUGGGGGUCACUGGCGAUGUAAGAGCAGACCUCUAAGGCAUUGUUAGUAAAGUUUUUUUCCUCCCCAUACAUACAAGUUCCCAGUGUUUUGUGUUUUUUUCCUUACAUUUUUUUCUGUUGUGUGUGUGUGUUUUAUUUAUUUAUUUAUUUAUUAGGUACUAGUCAUGGCUGGAUCUGACUCACCAGACCUGGUGACUCUAUUCCAUCAGGAGCCCAGUGGAAUCACUUACCGCAUUCCAGCACUUAUCUAUGUACCGGAGCCCCCCACUUUCCUGGCUUUCUCAGAGAAGAGGUCAUCACCUAAUGACCAGGAUGCCUUGUGCAUUGUAAUGCGAAGGGGGGUGAAGACCUAUGAGGCUAUUCAUGUAAGUUAUAUAUUUUAUGGCUUUUAUUAAAAUACAUAUGCAUGUUCAAACCUCAAGGCUGCUGGUUUAAUAUGAUUCAUCUCUUCGAUAAUGAUAAUAAGCCUUGGAAAAUAAUACCCACUAUACUCAAGGCCAGAGCUUACUGAGAAAUGAUAGAAUAUUAAAGGACCACACCAGAAACAUAAAGCUUGCUGAAGUGCUUUAUGGGUGAGGAGUAUCUUAUUUUAACCCCAGUUUCUAAAAGUGCCGAUUUCUCUGAGAAAUUGGCACUUUUAUAAUUAGAUAAUGUCAGUUAAACAGGUUUUAUUCCUCCUUCCGUUAGCUCCACUGAGCAUGUUCUACUUACAGUGAGGGAAAUUUUUUUUUUUGAUCCCCUGCUGAUUUUGAACGUUUGUCCACUGACAAAGAAAUGAUAAGUCUAUAAUUUUAAUGGUAGGUGUAUUUUAACAGUGAGAGACAGAACAACAACAGAAAAAUGCAUGUCAAAAACGUUAUAAAUUGAUUUGCAUGUCAAUGAGUGAAUUAAGUAUUUGACCCCUUAGACUUAGUACUUGGUGGCAAAACCCUUGUUGGCAAUCACAGAGGUCAGAUGUUUCUUGUAGUUGGCCACCAGGUUUGCACACAUCUCAGGAGGGAUUUUGUCCCACUCCUCUUUGCAGAUCCUCUCCAAGUCAUUAAGGUUUCGAGGCUGACAUUUGGCAAUUCGAGCCUUCAGCUCCCUCCACAGAUUUUCUAUUGGAUUAAGGUCUGGAGACUGGCUAGGUCACUCCAGGACCUUAAUGUGCUUCUUCUUUAGCCACUCCUUUGUUGCCUUGGCUGUGUGUUUUGGGUCAUUGUCAUGGUGGAAGGAGGUUCUCACCCAAGAUUUGACGGUACAUAGCCCUGUCCAUCGUCCCUUUGAUGCGGUGCAGUUGUCCUGUUCCCUUAGCAGAAAAACACUCCCAAAUCAUAAUGUUUCCACCUUCAUGUUUGACGGUGGGGAUGGUGUUCUUGGGAUCAUAAGCAGCAUUCCUCCUCCUCCAAACACGGCGAGUUGAGUUGAUGCCAAAGAGCUCGAUUCUGGUAUCAUCUAACCACAACACUUUCACCCAGUUCUCCUCUGAAUCAUUCAGAUGUUCAUUGGCAAACUUCAAACAAGCCUGUACAUGUGCUUUCUUGAGCAGGGGGACCUUGUGGGCUCUGUGGGAUUUCAGCCCUUCACGGCUUAGUGUGUUACCAAUUGUUUUCUUGGUGACUAUGGUCCCAUCAUUAACAAGAUCCUCCUGUAUAGUUCUGGGCUGCUUUCUCACCGUUCUCAUGAUCAUUGAAACUGCAUGAGUUGGGAUCUUGCAUGGAGCACCAGACCAAAGGAGACUGACCGUUAUUUUGUGUUUCUUCCAUUUGCGAAUAAUCGCACCAACUGUUGUCACCUUCUCACCACGCUGCUUGGCAAUGGUCUUGUAGCCCAUUCCAGCCUUGUGUAGGUCUACAAUCUUGUCCCUGACAUCCUUGGACAGCUCUUUGGUCUUGGCCAUGGUGGUGAGUUUGGAAUCUGAUUGACUAAUUGCUUUUGUGGACAGGUGUUUUUUAUACAGGUAACGAGCUGAGAUUAUUAGCACUCCCUUUAAGAGAGUGCUCCUGAUCUCAUCUCGUUACCUGUAUAAAAGAAACAUUGGAGCCAUAAAUCUUGCUGAUUGAUAGGGGAUCAAAUACUUAUUUCUCUCAUUGACAUGCAAAUCAAUUUAUAACUUUUUUGACAUGCAUUUUUCUGGAUUUUUUUAUUUUUUUUUGGUUAUUCUGUCUCUCACUGUUAAAUUACACCUACUAUUAAAAUUAUAAAUUUAUAAAAUUAUAGACUGAUCAUUUCUUUGUCAGUGGACAAAGGUUCAAAAUCAGAAGGGGAUCAUAUACUUCCUCUACCCCCCAAUGUGCCUCCACCAGAAUACCUCAGACAAGUGUCCACAGGUCAGACACACACGUGCCAGCGCGCAUCCACAUGCAAGGUUUUAGAGGCUUUUCAAUUAAACUGUCUCUUCUAUGAAGGAGUCAAUAUUACCUAAACAAACAGUCAGCUUACAAUUUUAACAAUAUCCUUCAGUAUCCUGAAUGCAGGUUAAAAUAUCAUUGGUUCUGAAAUGUUCCUUUCUGGUGCAAAGACGUAAAAGCCUUGGAUUGUUUUCAGUGAUACGCGACAUUCCAUUAGAUGUGUGUGGGUUUGUAGCACCAUAUAAAGGACAGUAGGGGUCAGACUUUCCUUCCCAUAGUAACCAGUAUGAAUCUGUAAACUGCAUUUGAAAUGUUUUUGGCUUUCCUAAUGAGUUGCUUUAACUAGGUUUUGUGACCUGUGUUUGACUUCUGGAUAUUUACAGAAUCUCGCUAUAUCAUUGUAUUUUAAAGAUUACAUUGGACAGACAAUAGACGGGGAACGAGAAUUUGUACAUUAAAGUAUACAGAAACAGACCCUUGUCAGUGUAAGAAAAGGGAUGGACACAGGAAGACUUAAAGCCUAUUCACAGUGCAAAUAUACAAUAACAACUGCAAUAAAAACUUGAUUUACAAGAAAGAUUAAAGAUAGAUUAUAGAAAUCAACAGAGCUAAGGCAGCGUACUGGAGCAUGGCGGUCCUACCAUGGGUGUGCAUUUGUUGUUGUUGCACCAUAUUUCCCAGAAUUCUCUCUGGGAUAACAAGGAAAACAAUUCUUAACUUUUUCCCUGAUGGAUUAUUGUAAGAUAGCAUUCGUUCCAUUAUUAUAGCACAAUAUAGAUAUGUACAUGCCAGAAGGGUAUCAAAUCUCUUGGGCCAAAUUUGCCAAAACAGUUAUUGUUAUUACUUAAUUUUAACUUCUCUCCACUUAACUGCAAACCCAACGUUUUAUUUUAAAGUAUUUAUAUAGACCACAAGUAGUAUUGCGGACAAUUGAAAAGAAAAUUGCAAAUAUUCGGUUAAUUUAGAAAAUUCCUCUCUUUUUCCCUAAGUUGGCCAUAUCCCCCUAAAAUAUGCAGUAGUCUUAUGAAUUAUCAAUGCUUCUCAGUUUAUUAGAUCAACCUACAUGUACUAUUAUGGAGAGUCAACUGUAUCAUUUGAUAAUAGAAUCUUGUUUCUGUGAAAGUGUUUUUUGUUUUUUUUUCACAUGCAUUGUGUGUAAAAUGUUCAAAAUGUCCACUGACAACAGUAACUUGUCCUGUGAACCAUGUAUAUCUGACUGUUAUUUCAUGAAUAUAUUAUUAUUAUUAUUGCCAUUUAUAUAGCGCCAACAGAUUCCAUAGCGCUUCACAAUAUUAUGAGAGGGGGAUUUAACUAUAAAUAGGACAAUUACAAAAAACUUACGGGAACAAUAGGUUGAAGAGGACCCUGCUCAAUCGAGCUUACAUUCUAUAGGAGGUGGGGUGUAAAACACAUUAGGACAGGAAUUUGCAGUCAAAUAAGGUGGGCUGCCCUUUAGGAGAGAGCAAGAGACAGGUAUGUGAGGUAGAGGUUAGUCUUGGAGGCCAUAAGCUUUCCUAAAGAGAUGGGUUUUAAGGCACUUCUUAAAAGAUGCAAGACUAGGGGAGAGCCUGAUGGUGGUAGGCAGGCUAUUUCCAUAGGAAGAGAGCCGCCCGCGAGAAGUCCUGCACGCUCGAGUGGGCCGUAUGGGUGCGGACAACGGACAGGAGGUGGUCACGGGCAGAGCGGAGAGACCUAUGGAUCUGUGAGGAGAUAUAAGAGGGGGUAGAGUUGUUCAGUGCUUUAUAGGUGUGAAUUAGUACCUUGAAUUGACUCCUAUAGCACAAUGUAAGGACUGGCAGAGGGGUGAGGUGUGUGAGAACCGACUAGAAAGAAAAAUCAGUCUGGCGGCAGCAUUCAUUAUGGAUUGUAGCGGUGCAGUACGGCUUUUGGGAAGACCAAUCAGGAGAGGGUUACAAUAAUCCAUGCGGGAAAUUACUAGAGCAUGGACAAGCUCCUUGGCAGCAUCUUGUGUAAGAAAGGGGCAGAUGCGGGCUAUGUAUUUAAGAUGGAAUCUACAGGAUUUGGCAACAUACUGGAUGUGAGGCUCAAAGGUGAGGCUCAUGCUGGCUACAUUUAUAAAAUGAGAUCAGUAUCCUAAAAGCUUGGCCAGAAUGUUGUAUUAGAAACGAACAAAAUCUAAGCAAUUGUUUAAUUCUUCCAGUUUGCAUAGUUUUAGGGCUUUGUCAUGUGUGUAAAUGGCUGUCAGUUCUAGUUUGCUAGGCUAAAACUAUUUUCUGGCAUCCUGGUUCUGGACUCGGUGUUGAUAAGGCUCUUCUUAGAUGCCUAAAGUAGUCUUAUUCUGUAAUAUCACAAGUGAGAAAAUAAAACCAACAUAUUUAGACCCUGCUGAUUAGGUUCCAGCCAUGGGGCACCCUAUUGAACUUUGAUCUUCUGUUUUCUCCUAGCAUCAUUUGUUUUUAGCUAGUUGAUCUGACUAUUUGGAAGUGGAUGAAUAUUGUGACUGACACCAAAUGCUCAUAUGGUUACAUCGAACAUCCUCUUAAUAAUAAUAAGCAUUACAAAUAAGGCAUUAGCACUGGAUAUCCUCAUGAUACAUUUUUACCUGAAUUUUUUCUUCUUUAUACUAAUGAAGAAACCACUAUGUUCAUGGGUUAAAAUUGUGAUGAAACAUGAACAUUGCUAACAAUAUGAAGAUAUAUUUGUUUUUUGAAAAUGACACUGCUGUUUUCUUUCACUUGUAGUGGGAGGACAUUACUAAAGUGGCAUCUGCCAAGUUACUAGGUCAUCGAACCAUGAACCCUUGCCCUGUGUAUGAUGCGUGGAGUGGGACAGUAUUCCUCUUUUUCAUCUGUGUUCGCACAAAUAGUUCUGAAAUGAGACAGAUCUUCACUGGCAGGAAUGCAGCCAGACUUUGCUUUGUAACAAGUAGUGAUUAUGGUAAAACUUGGAGCACGUUGCGUGAUCUUACUGAGGAAGUUAUAGGAAAUGAGCUCAAGAACUGUGCCACACUAGCAGUGGGUCCCGGGCACGGCAUUCAAUCAACAUCUGGAAGGUUGAUAGUACCUGCUUACCUCUAUUACAUACACUCCCGCUUCUGCUGCCUUCCCAUUCCUUGGAAAACAAAGCCUCAUUCUUUUAUUUUCUACAGUAACGACCAUGGUAAGAGCUGGCACAAAGGAAGUAUCCUCUGGAAACAGAAGACAGGAGAGUGUGAGGUGGCAGAAGUGGCCCACAACAACGGUACAAACCUCCUGUACUGCAGUGCAAGAACAAGGGAGCAUUACCGUGUGGAAGCUAUCAGUAACAGUCAAGAAAUGGAAUUUGGUGACUCUCAUAUUUGCAAGAGUCUGUGUGAACCUCCUACAGGCUGCCAGGGGAGUGUGGUGGCCUUCGAACCCCCAAAGGAUAGCAAUGCCAACGAAGAACAUGAGAAGAGCACAACGUCUUGGCUUCUGUAUUCCCACCCAACCAGCAGGAAGAAGAGAGUGAACUUGGGAGUCUACUUAAACAAAUCUACACUUGUACCUUCAGUCUGGACCCAACCCUGGAUCAUUAACAAAGGGCCAAGCGGAUACUCAGACUUAGUAGUAUGCCAAGAUUCACAUAUUUUUGGGUGCCUGUAUGAGUGUGGCUUGAAUGCAUGUGAGAAAAUCAACUUCAUGAAGUUUACAAUGGAAGAACUACUUAAGAAUAUAUCAACCUUGUAAAGGUGCAGUCUACUCCUUCCUAGACAACCUAGCAAGCUUAUUUGUCUUCAUAGAUGAAUGGCAACAUAUUGACACUAGACUGCUUUCCCAGCAUGUUUUGCAGGACAAGACUAGUGGGUUAAGUUGUACUUGUGGAUACAAAGAAUCUACAUGCACAUGCAAUAUUGCUUUCUUUAGAGGGAAGGACUGGAUUUGGCGAGCUUUACAGCGCUAUGUAGCACUUUAUCGGCACAUCAUUGUAAUUUAUUACAUAGUGUAACUGGGUAAAACUCAUUAACUCAAUUGUGAUGUAUGGGGAAGUGAAUUCUGAGUUAAGUUCAGAUUUUAUGAUGAAACAGUGUAUUGCAAGCAUAGGUGGCUUGGAAAAUCUUUCCAAGUAAUCUGUUUUAGUCUAACAGUUGAACACAUUUUUAAUUCUCAUUCACACUUUAGUGAAGGACAUUGUUUUUUUUUUUUUUUUAUUAAGUUGUAACAGAUUCCCUAUACUCCAACUCAGUAUAUCAGCUCUAGUUCUCCCAAAUCCCAAGCGAAGCUGUGAUUAAAGCUCUGAGCUACCCAAACAUCAGCCAAGACUUGAUGAAGGGUACAAGAAGACUGGUUUAUUAUGGCCCAGUGGCCAGCUUAUAUACACAGACCCCCAGCAGUAACAUAGUGAACCACUCCCACAACACGCCCAGGAGUCUCUGUGUUUGGGAGAUAAUUUAGUGUACUUUGCUUAAAUUAAUUAUCUCCCAGGCACAAGAGUUACAAAAUAUAAAACAUAAAAUAUUAAAAAUACAUACAACACAUAUAGGAACUCCCACAAAUAUUAUAUACCCGGAUAGCCUGGAUCUGAUCGCCCAAGUUGUCUAAAUAGCGCUCAGUUCCCACGAACACAGACGAUUAGCCCCUGGGGUAACGUUUUGACCGACCGCACACGUGGCGUCUGCCCAAAUUAGUUCCAGAGAAAUAGUUGUAGCGGUCGGUCACUUUCAGAAGUUCCAUACGAACAAAAUGUCGAAUAGUUCCCCAGGCUCAUAGGUAGCGAAUGUUUGCCUUGUUUGUGCAAACAAUCCUACCGAACAGGGCUCUCCUGGCUUGUCGUGGAAAGAAGCAGGCGUACGUGUGAUUUUUACCGGUGUUCGCAAGGUCAAGUGUCCGACUUAUAGUUCCAGACACUCAACGACCAAGUCCCACUGCCUGCGUUUGUGCGACAAAAUGGCCACCAUUUUCUCCAGCAUGUGUUGUUCGGUUAUAACGGCGGCCACACAGGGAGAGCACUUAAGUCUGUGGUUUCUUUGUAGUUGGUCAGGGGUGGUCGGUUUUUGAUAGAUUGUAACUGCCAAACUGGGGAAAUGUAUUUAUGUUCGGGAAACUAUAUACCAUGAACUAGGAGGGAAAUGUCUUACAAAGAGAAGGAAAAUAGUGAGUUGGUCACAAUGUAUAUGGCCCAUAGUUGGUGGGCAGGAGGCCAGCUUCCACACUUCUCCAGAAGUUCGUGGCAAACGUCCAGGGUAAGGAGCAUUUGUUACAUAUUAAGUUAUUUAGAUGAGAGAGUCAAUUCACUUUUGUUUUGGGUGGAGGGGGAGAGCAGGGCCUGACUCUCAUGGUGGAGAGAGGGUGAGCUAGCUCCUCCAUUAUCUUGAUUAAAAAUCAUUCCUGUGGCCUCACUUGGCUCGCCAAAAUACAGCGAGAGUAGGAUUUGCUUACAAGUGUAUAUUAGAAAUACUGUAAAUGCAGAGUAAUGGCCCAUAAAAAGUCACUUUCCAAAAUAAGAAAAAAAGACUUUUAAUUGGGCAAAUAUAUAGCCAUACAUUUUUUUCAGUGUGGAGAUGGGCAUAAACACUACAUGAAAUCCAAAAUGAGAAUUGCUCCCUUCCUUUAAAAAAAUUAUGAAAUCUCCCCUUGUAACAUAAUAAAAACACUGAUAUUACCGGUAAAAUGUAGGACAAAGAACAUUAUACAGAGCAAAACAUUACCUCGUGCCUGACACAUAUUACUAACAACCAGCAUUAUACAAAAUAUUGGUUAAUUUUUCUUACAAUAAAAUUCCCCAUUGUGUUCGAGCCCAUCUAUUAAAUAUAAUACUGCUGUUAGAAUGGGACUAGUACAGUUAUUAAAAAAGGCUAUGAAAUAUUUAUCAACAUGCAAAAGAUGUAUCUCAAGUACGAAACUAUUUUAUAAACUUAUUUCACGUGUAAGCUAACUAGAUUUUAGAUUAAAAAAAAAUAAAGUUAGUUUUUGGGGGUUUUUAAUAUAAAUUAUUGAUGUAAAACUAUAACACGCUUAUUCACUAAAGUGAUUAUUUAACGUGAAUUCUCAGUGAAUUUUAGACCAAGGUAGCCAAAGUGGAAGAAUAGCUGACUUAGAACAUUUUUCCAGAAUGUAGAUGUUAAAAUGUAAUUUAACACUGUCAUUUCCAUUUAAUGAAGGUUAUUUAGCUACAGUCUUACCAUGGUCUACAGGCUGACUUUGAACUACAGCAGAAACCAUCAAGAGGUGCUUUACACAAGCUUUUGAACUUGGUAUUUUUACAUUUUUUAAAUUAACAAUGCCCACCAAGCAAUUACACAUUUUUUUUACUAUUUAGUCUCUUUAAUUAUGCUUUUAUUGUACAAUACAUUAUGAAGUGUGCCAAUGUUUGUUUACAUAAAAAUGUAUAAUUUUAACUUUUGUCAAACAUUUUUAAAUUAAAAAAAAAAAAAAAUGCGUUUCUCUCAACUGGAGAUCAUGAACUAAUUAAUAAAUUUUAUGCAACAGUUAGUUAAAGGGACACUCCAGGCACCCAGACCACUUCUGCCACUUCUGCCUAUUGGAGUGGUCUGAGUGCCAACUCCCACUACCCUUAACCCUGCAAGUGUAAUUAUUGCAGUUUUCUACUAGACAGCCACUAGAGGGCACUUCCUGGUCAAUAGCACAGGUUUUCUGUGCUAAAGCGUCGCUGGACGUCCUCACGCUAUGUAAGGACCUCCAGCGUCGCUAAAAUCCCCAUAGGAAAGCAUUGAAAGCAUUUUCAAUGCUUUCCUAUGGGGAGGUCUAAUGUGCGUGCGCGGCAUGCACAUUAGGUCUCAUCCCGCCGGCGGCUGUGCAUGCGCAAUCGGACUCCCCCGCCGGCUGACGGACCCUAAACUACUGCCAAGGGACAUCGGCGGUGGUCCCAGGUAAGUCACUGAAGGGGUUUUCACCCCUUCAGCAAUAUGGGAUGGGGGGUGGGAGGGAGGGAAAAUGAUGUUUUCCUGGCACUGGAAUGUCCCUUUAACUGCUGGUUUCUCCUAGUGCUAAUGUACUUCCAGUGAAAAUGGUGGAGAAUGAAGCAUAAAUUCUGGAGGUUGUCUUUUUGAUGUUUACAGCAUGAUGUACAUUGGAAGGAUUGUAACUCUAAUAAAAUAUUAAAUUGCAGCCAUCAGUGUGUGAGUUUUUAUUGUCAUUACAUGUUCUCAUUCACUUGUGUGCUAGGCAUCAGUUUUCUGUUAAAUACAAAUAUUAAAAAAAUU